This is a messenger RNA of Hypomesus transpacificus, 4299 nucleotides long. It is a transcript of the gene lsm14aa, whose product is annotated as LSM14A mRNA processing body assembly factor a. Gene Ontology annotation, molecular function: mRNA binding. NCBI's taxonomy places the organism in Eukaryota, Metazoa, Chordata, Actinopteri, Osmeriformes, Osmeridae. The transcript has 9 exons. Gene Ontology annotation, biological process: cytoplasmic stress granule assembly; P-body assembly. Gene Ontology annotation, cellular component: P-body. The record is from RefSeq and is a predicted model, not a curated record. Bases 182 to 1648 code for a protein of 488 amino acids.
UCCCGCGUUAAGAACGACGAUGGAAAAUGAGGUAGCCAUAUUGUGGUCGCAACAAGAAUAGCAAGUCAGAGAGGUUCAAAAACAGUGAAAGCAAUUGGGGGUUCUUUGCAAAUUAAUUUACGGCUCGUAGGGAGAACGCCGGUUUUUUUGCUCUUAAAAGAUCAUAGUCUAAAAAGACAAAAUGAGUGGAGGAACUCCCUAUAUCGGUAGCAAAAUCAGCCUAAUCUCGAAGGCCGAGAUUCGCUACGAGGGGAUCCUUUACACUAUUGAUACCGAAAAUUCUACUGUCGCACUUGCGAAAGUUCGCUCGUUUGGGACAGAGGACCGGCCUACGGACAGGCCCAUCCCGCCUAGGGAUGAGAUCUUCGAGUACAUCAUCUUCCGAGGCAGCGACAUCAAGGACCUCACUGUGUGUGAACCCCCCAAACCCACAAGCUCUCACCCCCAGGAUCCUGCUAUAGUCCAGUCUUCCUUGGGUUCAGCUCCACCACCUGCUGCUGCCCCCGCUCCACCCUUCCAGCCAGGGGGGUCUUAUGGUCUGUUCAACCGGGCCCCGGUGCCCCAGUACGGCCAGUUCACCACCCCCCCCCUCGUCUCCCCGCAGUUUGGAGCCGUCGGUGUCGGUAAGAGCCGCAGCGCGGGUCUUUAUGGUCGCUCCAGCCCUUCCCUGGAUCCCCUGAGGAAGAGUCCCACCCUGGACCAGGCUGUCCAAGCAACACCGUCCGUAGCCGCUCCAGCGCCUGGCUUGACCCGUCGGAGCCCAGCCCCCAGCCGUACCGCCCCCCCCCCAGCUGCCACCGGCCACAGGGUCCAGCACCUGGACGGGCCGGACCUGAGGAGGGCUGAGCCCGCCAGGGGAGGUCGCAGCAGCACCCAGGGCUGGCCCGCGCCCCGCAACGCCCCUGCCUCUCACAACAUCUCUGCAGACAGGGCUUCCACUGCAGGGCUUAUCCACUCCAUCUUCAGCUCCUCAGCUGGCGCUGCCCCCGCCAACCGGCGAGGCCGUGGAGGCGGGCACCGCGGAAGGGGCCGCUUCAACGUGCGCCGAGAUGGGCCUAUGAAGUUCGAGAAGGACUUUGACUUUGAGAGUGCCAACGCCCAGUUCAACAAGGAGGACAUAGACAAAGAGUUCCAGAGCAAGCUGAAGCUGAAAGAUGAGAAAACGGAGAAGCCGGAGAAUGCGUUGAACGGCGAGGACAAGGGUGACUCGGGGGUGGAGACCCAGAACAGCGAGGGGAACGCAGAGGAGGAAGGAGGAGGAGGAACAGGAGACAGUCUGGGAGGCAACGCUUACUACGACAAGUCCAAGUCCUUCUUUGACAACAUCUCCUGUGACGAUACCAGGAAAGCAGCUGAAAGGGCUGGAAACACUGGCUUCCCAAGGGAACGGAGGCAGACCUGGGCCGAGGAGAGACGUAUGAACGCAGAAACAUUCGGCAUCCCCCUGCGCCAGAACCGGGGCCGUGGCGGCUACCGGGGCCGCGGCGGGAUGGGCUACCGCGGGGGCAGAGGCCGCUCAGCUAGCAGGGGGUCGUUUGGGCCGCCGCAUGGAGGAGGUGGCUACAGGGGAGGAUACCGGGGCAGCCAGGGAGGACGGGAGUUCGCUGACUUCUCAGAGUACAGGAAGGACAACAAGGUGGCUGCGUAGGGCAGCUGGAAGAAGGAUCCAAGGACAGGUGCAACAACUUGCGCUAUAAAAUUUGUUUUGGUUGCUCCCUUUUUGACUAAAAGAAUGAAGAUUGUGUACUAGCUGAAUAUUGGUCACCAGCACUGGGGUAGACUGCUUGAAUGCAACUUCUUAUCCAUAUCCUUCAAUAAUGGAAACGAUGCAAUCCGUCACAAAAUGUCAAGAUCUCUCUACAAACUAUUUCAAGGUGGCUGACAUUGUGUAUAAAGAUCAUAUUUCAUAGGGAUGACAGUAUUUUUCUUUUCAGUUUCCCCCCCACCCACCCACCCGUUCCUAAACUUGUAUUUGAUAAUAUUCUGUUGGGUGACAAGGGCCUGCUAUCCCACUGUGAUGAUGAAUAACAUAGCUUUAUUUUUGGAAUAUACUCUGUACGUUGGCACCAAAAUAGUCUGUGGUCUCAAUCACAGCUUUCUGCUGUGUAUUUUUCUACUACACAUCUAAACAUACUUGUACCUAGCUAGAUACCCCACUUCUCAAAUAGCGGUACUUAACUUUUUUUUUUUUUUUGUAUCUUGUUCAUCCCUUGUCUGGUUGUCCUCACGCUCCUGUGGUUUCUAACCAAUAGGGAUCCAUCUGGUCGCCAUGACGUUCUUCAUUGAAGUGUAGAGGGGGGGACGUUAGAUGUUGACACGUGGGCUUCUAGUUCUGUCGUAGUUCUGUUCCAGCUGCAUAACUAGGUAUUGGGUUUCAGAUGGGUAAAGGGUCAUAGGAUUUGUGAUGUCCUUCAUAUAUUGUAUAGGCUUAUGCCCUGUACUUAAGGGCUACUGGUAAUGUGAAUAGUUUUAAGAUGCUGCUGUUUGCUACAGUCGACCUAUGUGGACUGACUAAACACUUCAUCUACAUACUUCUUGGCUAAUGGGCCAGUCGAGAAGGGCUGUACUAUGUUAGCGGCCUGGAGAGAAAGCUAUUUAAGACGUUAGCACAAUGUUUUUUUGGGGGGGGGUACUUGCUUUUAUGCUGUGGACACAAAAUGCCAUCAUAUUUCAGUCUAGUUCAGCACCCAUUCUGACAUGAAAUACCUAUGUGUUCCCACAUGCUGAAUCCCUUUUAUAGUACAGCAUAAACUAACCAAGCCAUUUACUUCAUGAUCAAUGUAUGAUUUAGCAAAUUCCAAAAUAACCAAACACCAUUUGAUGCCAUUAACUGGUCCAUGGCACUGCAGAAGGGUUCAUAGCUUGCUAAGUGAUGUCAACGUAAUUAGUCAUCCAAAAUGUUUUGAAUUAAAUAGCUUUUUGAGUUCAGCAAUUUAGCCCUUACUUAGCAAUACACUGAGGUUUAUGUUUUUAAGAUAUGAAUGAUCAGGCAGAAUUGGCAAAAGUUUGACAGGAACAUUAUGAAUUUUCACUGAAUAUUGUCAGAUGCCAAUCUGCAUGAAGUACUUAAAAUAUUGAUUUGGAUCUUGCAGGAAAUGUACACAGUUGCACUUUUACAAUGUUGAAAGUUGUUUUGUAAAGUGGUGUCCUCUGUAAAUCUGUAAAUCCUGAGAUUGUAUUCCAGUACAGUUGUUGAUGACUGUUUAUCUUGUCACGGUACGGUGCCCCCUGCUGACUGUGUGGACACGUUUUCAGUUUGGCCUCUUUGAUUCCUGGAAUAUUGUUUCCUUAACAUGGAUUCUACAGAUGUAUGCGUUUGGCUUUGAAAAAAUUACAGCCUUACUUUGUGUGCAAAUGAAGGGAUGACUGUAAAAGACAGCAAAGUACUUCAGUGUUUCUCAGGAAAUAGGCGUAAUUACUCUUGUAGUGCCUUAAUGCUACAGAAUAACUAGGGUCACCAUUGAGAUGCUAGUAGUACCAAACGUUGGUCAGUACAUUUACAUAUAUUGGAAAUAUGAAACUUGGGCAAUGUAGUGCUCACUGCAGUGUAAAUAAAAUUUGGACAUUGUUUGAACUAGGUGGUCCUUAUAAAAAUUAAAAAAAAAGUUUGUUUUAAAAUUAAACGGACUACUAAAACAGGCACCAAGUUAAAAUUACGUGUUAAAUUCAUUUUUGAAUGAUCUAGCUAUUCUUUUGCAUUAUGGCACAAAAAUAAAUGUGUGACAGUUUUCCCAGUCUGAAACUAAUUUUACAUGAAGUAGAUAACCUAUCUUGGUAGUGUUCUGAUAAAGUUUAGACAGACUCAGUUUAGCAGGAUUAGUACCCUGUCGCAUUUUUUGUCUUGCUCAAUAGUUUUUGUCAUGUCGCAACUACGCUUUCUCAAUUUAUUUGUCAAAAAUGCGUAAGGGGUGUUACAAGGACAUAAGUGGGUGGGUAUCAUGUGCCUAGUGGAAUACUUGCCCUUUACCCCUACGCUACAAAAUUUCGACUGUGGCGUGUCAGAAAUGCACCGAACACUGCAUGAUGGUCCUGCCAGUCAGAAUCCACCAAAAUCAUGACAGGCAAUAACGGACUGUAUCGUCUUGCGGUAGUUGAAGCAUCGAGCACACACACACUCUCCCUACAGACAGAACAAGGUCAUGUUUUUUUCGUUGUUUUCUGAUGGUUAAUGUUCCUAACAGUCUGGAGUCGUAGCUACGUGUUGUGUCUCUAAACCCACCCAGCAUGACGUCACUCAUACGUGCGCCUCGGCAGACUGGGGUUUUUAUUCGCAGCAUAAAAAUAAAACGUUGUUCAUUA